GAGCAGACAAACUCAAACAGCCCAGCACAGCACAGCACACAAUAUACCGAAGACAGCCACAGCGCACAGACCCAAACCAAAGAGACCAACAAAACAAACACCAUACAAAUUAAAUUAAAUUAAAUUAUAUUUAGCUACAUUCCAUUUCUCAAGCAAGUUUUGCUGAUAAGAAUGGUGAUAUCCACAGUGUUGUUGGGACUCAACAAAGUGUUCUUUUGGGAAGCUUUGGUGCAGAGUUUAUGUGCAUCUCUACAAGCUGUUGUUGUUUUGACGAGGAGCCUGCUUUUUUUAUUGCCUUCCCUUCUCUCUUCUUUGUAAGGCCACUGCUGCUGCAACUCCCUUCCUUUUGUUUUUUUGAGUUUUAACCACAUGCCCGAAGCUGGAUUGGCUGUUGUGAAACCUGAGAUGAAGUCUUACAUUUGGCUCCAAACUGCUGAUGGUUCGGUCCAACAAGUAGAAGAAGAGGUUGCUAUGUUUUGCCCCAUGAUAUGCAGAGAAAUUAUUCAAGCUGGCAUGGGAUCAUCCAAGAACCAUGCCAUAUCACUUCCACAACGGGUGAAUCCUGCCAUUUUGGGCUUAAUUCUUGAUUACUGCCGGUUUCAUCAAGCAACAGGUCACUCUAACAAGGAGCGAAAAAGUUUUGAUGAAAAGUUCAUUCGGAUGGAUACAAAAAGAUUAUGUGAGUUGACAUCAGCUGCUGACAGCCUCCAGUUGAAACCUUUGGUUGAUCUUACAAGCCGUGCGCUUGCUCGAAUUAUUGAAGGGAAAACUCCUGAGGAGAUACGUGAAACAUUUCAUUUGCCUGAUGAUCUCACGGAGGAAGAAAAAUUGGAGCCACUUGGAAACAUAACUGAUGAUCCACGAAUCCGGCUUCUAAAUCGUUUAUAUGCAAGAAAGCGGAGAGAGUUAAGAGAGAGAGAGAAAUUGAAGAAUGUUGAUGUUGAGGACGAGCGUGCGGAUAACCGCUCAGUUGAGGAUCUCCUAUCAUUUAUAAAUGGUGAAGAUGGAGAUUCAAAGGGGGGUAGAAAUAGUAAGAAUAAAAAGAAAAACCGGAGAAGAAAAGAACAAGCAAAGUACUCCUCUUCAAACAAUCCAAAUGAAAACCAAAAGAAGGAGUCGGACACGCUCCCUUCUGUUUCCCCUAAUGAUGAGGUUAACGAUAUUUUGGCUGCCUCUCCCAUUAAAACUUCAAAUUUUCAAGAUUGUUCUGCUGUCACCUUUUCACCUAAGCUUGAUUUUGAUGACGCUGAUAUUGAUGAUGAUUUAGAUCCUGCAAUGAAGGAGGAACUUGACAGGGAAGUUGAGGACUUUGCUCGCAGAUUAAAUUCUGAUUGGCCAGAAAGGAUGCAGGAAAUAUUGUCUUUGGACCCAAAAAAAAGGCCUGUACCAUUAUCUAUGAACGGCCAUGGAACAUCAUGUGGAUAUUCAGAAUGCUUCCUAUCGGCUUCUUCAUGAAGAUCUCUAACCUAUAGAUAAAGAUUUGGGGAUAUAUAGUUGCUUAUCUUGCAAAUCCUUUGGGGACUCCGCAUGUUCCUAGAUGUUGCUUGGUGUCACGAGUGGAAGUGGAACUUUAAUAGGAGAAAACUGGUAAAGUAUUGAUUUUUCAGUAUGUGGUUUGUAAUUAUACAGUAAGACCUUCGUAAAAGCAUACGAAAUUUUUGUUCAGGGGUAUUUGGGGACUCGAUUUUAAAUAGUGAACAGAAGCUGCAUUCUCCUCCACGCAUAGAAUGUUUUGAUGUUUUUCCCUUGUUGUGCUCUGUCACCUCUGCAAUAAAGAGAUCAUCAUCAGCUUCUUCAUGAUA
This is a messenger RNA of Populus euphratica (Euphrates poplar), 1802 nucleotides long. Its product is annotated as SKP1-like protein 21. The record is from RefSeq and is a predicted model, not a curated record. NCBI's taxonomy places the organism in Eukaryota, Viridiplantae, Streptophyta, Magnoliopsida, Malpighiales, Salicaceae. Gene Ontology annotation, biological process: ubiquitin-dependent protein catabolic process. Bases 370 to 1455 code for a protein of 361 amino acids. The transcript is spliced from 10 exons.